Molecule: messenger RNA, 2259 nt
Organism: Hevea brasiliensis (rubber tree)
Lineage: Eukaryota; Viridiplantae; Streptophyta; Magnoliopsida; Malpighiales; Euphorbiaceae
Product: F-box protein At5g07670
Exons: 2
Coding region: 393-1865 (490 amino acids)
Biological process (GO): SCF-dependent proteasomal ubiquitin-dependent protein catabolic process
Cellular component (GO): SCF ubiquitin ligase complex
Molecular function (GO): protein binding
Source: RefSeq, a predicted model, not a curated record
AAAAAAAAAAAAAUCCACCACCAGUUGCACCCAUUCAUAUUCUGUAACCAGAAAGUCCAGAGAGAGAGAGAGAGAGACCCAGAGAAAUAUAAGAGGUAAUACAGUAACAAAAUUUGCAGAGGGAGGGAGAGUAUCUAGUGUCUGGCUUGGAUGUGGAAAAUCUAGAGCUCAAAGAAAACCAAGAGGAAACAUCCAACUUAGUUUCUUCAGACAGAAAUGCGAUUCCUGUUAGUAGUCACAGCAGGUAGAGAGAGGGAUUUAGGCAUUUAGCUGAGAAAAUACUGUAGAGAGAGAAAAACAAAGGAUGGAUAUCUGCUCUGUCCACUGGAAGCAGAGCUAAAACAGAGCAGCAGCAGCAGCAGCAGCGCCACCACUGUCUCCUCAAGAUCACAAUGUCAUUUUCAGCAGAGGAACCAACUACAGACACUAACCAACCAUUGAAGAAGAGGUCACCAAGCUGGUCAGACCUCUGGCUCAAGAAUACCAAACCCUUAAAACAUGUCAUCUUUGCUAUGCAACUCCAGUCUCUCUCUAGCCCCACUCCAAACAAAGAAUCCAAAACCAAAACCCAAACCCUAAUCCCCAAAUUCUCCAAAAUCGACCGUACACUUCUCUUAAGCGACGAGCUUCUACUUAAAAUCCUCUCCAAACUAACCGAUUCGCACAGAAACCAUAACUUCCUCGUUUGCAAGCGGUGGCUUAAUCUCCAAGGCCGCCUUGUACGGUCCUUGAAGGUGUUAGAUUGGGAGUUUAUUGAGUCUGGUCGCUUAAUUGCAAGAUUCCCAAAUCUGACCAAUGUGGAUUUGAUUAACGGUUGUAUUGUUACGCCUCAUAAUUCUAGCAUUUGGUUAAACCACAGGUUUCUUUCUAUGAAUAUCAAUUUUGAGAUAUCUGGGUUUGUUCCAAAUUGGCGUAUUUGUGAGGAAAAUUUGUUGCCUGUUGAGGUAGUUGAUAGAGGGCUUCAAGCAUUGGCCAGUGCUUGUCCUAAUUUGCGCAAGCUCAUAGUGAUUGGUGCUAGUGAGUUAGGUUUGUUGAGUGUAGCUGAGGAGUGUCUAACUUUGCAAGAACUGGAGUUGCACAAGUGCAAUGAUAACGUCUUGCGUGGGAUUGCAGCAUGCGACAACUUGCAGAUAUUGAAACUUGUAGGAAAUGUGGAUGGCCUUUAUAGAUCUCUGGUUUCGGAUAUUGGGUUGACAAUUUUGGCGCAAGGGUGCAAGAGGUUAGUGAAGCUUGAGCUUAGUGGAUGUGAGGGUAGCUUUGAUGGCAUUAAAGCAAUUGGGCAGUGUUGCCAAAUGCUUGAGGAAUUUACACUUUGUGAUCAUAGGAUGGAUGAUGGGUGGUUGGCUGCACUUUCAUAUUGUGAGAAUUUGAAAACUUUGAGGUUUCUGUCAUGCAUGAAGAUUGAUCCUAAUCCAGGGCCAGAUGAGUAUUUGGUUUCGUGUCCAGCCCUUGAAAAGCUGCAUUUGCAGAAAUGUCAGUUCAGAGACAAAAAGAGUGUUAGAGCUUUGUUUAAGGUGUGUGAAGCUGUUAGGGAAAUUGUUGUUAAGGACUGCUGGGGAUUGGACAAUGAUAUGUUUAGCUCGGCAAGUAUUUGCAGGAGGGUAAAGUUACUAUCUCUAGAAGGAUGCUCCUUGCUAACAACACAGGGACUGGAGUCUAUACUUCUUACCUCUAAUGAACUUCAACAUCUUAGAGUACAGUCCUGUAAGCACAUAAAAGAUUGUGAAGUCUCUGUUACACUUUCAACAUUAUUCUCUAGUCUUAAAGAGUUCAAAUGGAGACCAGAUACCAAAUCUCUUCUUGUGUCUAGUCUUGUGGGGACUGGCAUGGGAAAGAAAGGUGGUAAAUUUUUCAAGAAGUCAUAAGCCCUGAAGUUGCAGUCUGAUGAUUAGCAUCUGCAAUUUGACCAUCCCUGGAUGAUCCAGGCUGCUGCUGAAAAUACUGUACUUUCUUAUAGGGAUCAUUUUAUUGUUCAUUUAACAGGCUGGCAUGGAUCCUACGGAGAUUAUUCUUCUUUCAUCUUCAUUUGCAUGGAGGAGCAAGCUGAUGGAUAAAAGCUUGGGAAAGUUUAGGUCUUUCAGACCCUCUGCAGCCCCUUCAGUGCACAUCAGGUGCCCUGUGUCCAAUUCGAUGGCAAAUUGUUGAGGCGAAGAACAUGCUUUUGACAUGUUGUAUCUGCCAGUCCUUCCUAUAUGUAAUUAGACCAAGAUAACAGAUCAGAUUAUCGCAACUGUCAAAAUAAUACAUAUAUAUUUGAUA